This is a messenger RNA of Limulus polyphemus (Atlantic horseshoe crab), 3816 nucleotides long. RefSeq names its product prolow-density lipoprotein receptor-related protein 1-like. The transcript is spliced from 8 exons. The annotation marks the transcript as partial. The record is from RefSeq and is a predicted model, not a curated record. NCBI's taxonomy places the organism in Eukaryota, Metazoa, Arthropoda, Merostomata, Xiphosura, Limulidae.
CACAAUUUACUGGUCCAACUGGAAAGAAACAGGAUCUUUGAUUGAAAGUAUUUCAGUAAAUGGAUCUAAUCAUCACUCAGUAAUUACAUCCAACCUGCAACAUCCAACAGAUAUCAGUCUUGAUCAUGAAGCAUCUAUGUUAUAUUGGGUGGAUGUACAUAUUGAUGGAACUUAUUAUAUUGAGAGAAGCAGUACGAAGGGGUUGAGAAGACAGGUUAUAGAAGAAGGAUAUGGCCAUGGUCCUUUUGGUAUCACAGUCUUUGGAGAUUAUCUGUUUUCAACUAUGCGUGACCAAAUUUUACGAAGUGAUAAAAACAGUGGAAAUAAUAAAAUUGUGCUUCAUUCAGGAAUGAAAAAGCCAAUGGAUUUGGUUGUUGUAUCAUCUACGUAUCCAAAAUGUACUCUCUCUACCCUGUCCAAUACAUUACAGAAUCUAAAUAAUAAUUGUAAUGGUACAAAAUGCUGGAAAGACUCGCAGAAUGUGGCUAACAGCACAAUUGCUGACACAGUAGAGUUGACAACGUUAUAUCUUGUGCUUGUGAUAUUGGGCAUACUUUGUUUCCUUAUGUUGCUUACUUUGUUAUUAUACUAUAGAAAAAGGAAGAAAUAUUUUGAAGAGUCUUCCUCGGGUUUUGAAAACCAACUGUCAAACUGCUCACAGGAAAACAGUGUAUGUAGUGAAACAGUGGGAGAGGUAUUGAAUGGACACCAGCAUGAACAGUCUACUUUCUGAAAAGGACCUAACCUAUGUGUACCUUCACUUUACAAAAUGUCCAAGAAAAACUCAACUCCUGCUUCAAAAUAACAAGGAGUUUAUAAGUGAUACCCUCUUAUAGAGAAUCUAGGAUUUGUUCUUCGGCCUGUUUUAUAGUAGAUACUUCCUUUCAGUUUCACUAAAUGUUAGUGUUUUAUGAAGUAAAAGUAUAAAUAUUUAAAAACAUUACAGUCUUGUAAAAGUAUUAGAAUUAUUUACUAAUAAAAAGUGAAGAUGCCAAAAACAAAUUAAAAUUCAAAAUUCUCAAGAUGGUAACAAGUACUGUAUUUUUCUCUGAGUUGCAACAAUGGUAACAAGCAUUGUACUUUUCUCUGAGUUGCAACAAUGGUAAUAAGUAUUGUACUUUUCUCUGAGUUGCAACAAUGGUAACAAGUAUUGUACUUUUCUCUGAGUUGCAACAAAGGUAACAAGUACUGUACUCUUCUCUGAGUUGCAACAAUGGUAACAAGUACUGUACUUUUCUCUGAGUUGCAACAAAGGUAACAAGUACUGUACUUUUCUCUUAGUUACAACAAUGGUAACAAGUACUAUACUCUUCUCUGAGUUGUAACAAUGGUAACAAGAACUGUACUUUUCUCUGAGUUGCAACAAUGGUAACAAGUAUUAUAUUUUUCUCUGAGUUGUAACAAGCAACAAUUUUUGUUUUGAGUACAUUAUCAGAUAAUUCCCACUGUAUUAUAAUUCAGAACCUCAAUAAUAUUGUUUAUACAAAAGAAUAAAAAUGUUUAUGGUAACAACCUUGAAGCUCCAUGACAUUAAAUUAAUAGUAAUUUUGGGUUUCUAUUUUUCUGUGUUUUGAAGUAUGUGGUUUCCCGUUUUUGGAAAUGUAUACAAUGUUUUGAAUUACUGGUUGUGAUUCAUUAAGAAUUUGAAACAGAACUCAGUAUUUUAAUGAUAACCGUAUAGUCUAAUUUAAUAAGACAGUAACUUACAUCAUAAAUAGACACACACAUGUAGAAAUAAUUCUAUCAGCUUGAUCUAUUAAGACAGUAUUUUACAUCAUAAAUAGACAUACAAAUGUAGAAAGGAAUCUUUCAGCUUGAUCUAUUAAGACAGUAUUUUACAUCAUAAAUAGACAUACAAAUGUAGAAAUGAAUCUUUCAGCUUGAUCUAUUAAGACCAUAUCUUACAUCAUAAUACUGAUGGACAUUUCACAGGGGUUUUUAUAUUUGAUGUAUGAAAAAGACGCAUCAUAAAUGAAGAUGUCUUCUUUUGUUGCUCUCUGUCUUUAGUGAAAGUUUUUUCCAGUAAUUUCUGAGUGUUCUUUUGUUAUUGUUUUGUUGAAGUUUGUGGUGUCACAACUUCCAAGUAUUUUUAUAAUUUUCAAUCAGACUUCCUUAUAUUGUGCUUAAUUUCAGUACGAUUUUUUGUCAUGAAGUGACUUCUUUGACUGUAACCUUUUUUUUGUUUUUUUAUGGAAUUUUAUAUAACGUGAUACAAACAUACAGUAUUUGUUAGUGAUACAUUUGGUGUUUCCAGUGCUGCUAUUUAUUUAAUGAUUAUAAUUGCCAUUAAAACAUAAAAAAUUAUUUUUACAUUUUCUUUAUUGUAAUCAGUAUAUUUAAUCUAAUGUCACAUAUAAACUUACAGAUAUUAUUUCUUAGAUUUAAAAUAUUUGCCAAGACUUGGUGACUGUAAUGGUCAGUGGUGCUUGAGAGUUGUUAGUAGACAGACAUCUGUGAUUGAAAACCUCUUCCUUUCAGGCACUCAUUUCAAGAAGAAAUAGUGGAUUUUAAGGAAAGAAGAGGUCUUCACUAUUUGAUCAUUAUUUUUGAUAGUAUUGUUAUUUAAAAGUAGAUUUGUUUCAAUAUAGUCGAGGAUUUGCUGCUGUUUUUGUUUUUCAUAAUAAUGUUUCCAUCACACCAUUAGAUCAAGUGAGCCCUAAAAAUGAAAUCUUAAAAAACUGAUUGAAGAGACAUUAUGACAGCGAGAUGAUUGUCGAAACACUCUGGGAGUUUGAAUUGUUUUUCUGAUACUAUUUUAUGCAGCAUUUCUAUACACAACAUUUUUAAGGCUAGUCAUUAUUUUUAGCAAUAAUUACCCAAAAUUAAACGUGUUGAUGACUAACAAUAUCACAACAUAUACAUUUCAUGCCCAAUUUUCAUCUCUAAUGUUAUUAACAUUUUGGUUUUGCUUACAUUAAUAUUGAAACAAAAAUGUGUAGAGUUAUAGCCGUUCUUUAAAUGGGUUGUUUCUGUAAUGAUUCCAUUUUUUGUUUUGUUUUUUAGGGGGAGCAACUGUUUCAUGCUUAAGCAUAAAAUUAGUUUAUGGAUCUCCCUACUCUCCUCAUUUAGUUGCAUAUUUAAAAUUUGCAGUCAACAUAAUUACAAUAAAUAUUCAUGGAGAUUUAUAAAACAGUUGAAACAGCUGUUGAACAUGCUGAUGUUUUCUACAACUGGAACCACCAGACUUCUCAGUUUUUUACCAUUUUGGUCUGUGUCAUUUUGAGAUGAAAAGAACUAACUGACAAUUAACAGGGAGGUAUAUAGUUCAAAUUUUAUCGAUCUUAUUUUUCCCACAACCACUCAUUUUAAGAAGAAAUAGUGGAUUUUAUGUGGAAUAAAUAUGAAUCCAUUUGGGUUGAUACAAGUUGUGAUCUAUAUUUUGAUUAAAUAUUAGCUUUAUUUUUAAUAGAGAAAAUAUUAUUGGGAUCUGCUAUGUACACAAACACUCGUUCUAAGAAGGAACAGUGGGUUUUCUGCGUGCAUGGCAUGUCCUCCAUAAUUUACAGUACAUGUACUUGUGUGUGAAUGCAAUGUUUCCAAUAGACUUCUGUGCUUUGGAAUUGGUUUUAUUAAAUAAUCAGUUUUAAACUGUUGCUAAUUAUUAAGUCAUAUUCUUAUUUUGCUAGUUCUUUUCAAUAAACACUAGAGUUUCCAGUGUUAGUUUAUAUUGUGUUUUAGUAUUGUUUACAAGAAAUAGCAAAUGUAAUUGUUAAACUUGAAAACAAUGUGUUAACUUACAGCCUAGAAAGAAAUAACAAUGCUUUGAGAAUAUCUUAAGUAUGUAGAGUGUGAGUAAUAAAAUCUUGUUUAGCUGGA